AUGGCCAGGGUUCCGCCGCACCUGUCCUCCACCCGCCCGGAUGAACUGGACUCUGAGGCCACCAGCAGCUUCUCCGGGGAGUGGAAAGAUGCACCCCCUCCCGAGAUCCACAUCGCGUACAAGGUCCUGGAGCUCUUCCCCCGAGGCCGCCGUGUCCUCAUCUCCUGCCAUGCCCCCCAGGGGCACCCGCCCCUCAACUACUCCCUCUGGGGGAGCGGCGGCAUCGAGGUGGCCAGGAAGCUGGUAGUGACCCGGGCACCGGCCUCCUUCUCCGUCAACAUCACACUCAAGUCCAGGCCAGACCUGCUCACCUACUCCUGCCAGCUGGCCGGACCCGGGCGUGUGCACGCCACCAGCACAGAGCUGCAGAUGUACUGGGAGCUGUGGACCAAGCCGGUGUCCCAGCUCCGGGCCGACUUCACUCUGCAGGACGGCGGGGCAGGUGCACAGGUGCUGGUGUCCUGCCAGGCGUCCACGGGCAGCCCCCCCAUCACCUACAGCCUGGUCGGGAAGGACGGGCGUGUCCACCUGCAGCAGGCGCCUAGCCACGGGCAGCCAGCACGCUUCUCCCUGCCCAUGACGCAGACGCCAAACUGGUUCCAGUGCCGGGCUGAGAACGGUGUCAGCGCGGACUCCAGCCCCCUCACGCUGGUGCCCCCAGGGCUGCUGCCCCAGGUGCCCACUGCGGUGCUGGCCGGCAGCCUCAUCUCCAUCGCUGCCGUGACUUCUGGGAUGCUGGGCUGGGCCUGGAGGACCAGGUAG
Messenger RNA from Sorex fumeus (smoky shrew), 762 nucleotides. It is a transcript of the gene CUNH17orf99, whose product is annotated as chromosome unknown C17orf99 homolog. The transcript is spliced from 5 exons. NCBI's taxonomy places the organism in Eukaryota, Metazoa, Chordata, Mammalia, Eulipotyphla, Soricidae. The coding region runs from base 1 to 762 and encodes 253 amino acids. The record is from RefSeq and is a predicted model, not a curated record.